This is a messenger RNA of Gryllus bimaculatus (two-spotted cricket), 411 nucleotides long. Lineage: Eukaryota; Metazoa; Arthropoda; Insecta; Orthoptera; Gryllidae. The record is from the annotation of a GenBank genome assembly.
AUGUUGCAUAGCAGAAAUCAAUUUCUCUCUCAAGGCUGGAGGAAAAAAAAUGGAUUUAACACAUCACUUGAUGGUCCUGAUAUAAUGGGCCAUAAGACACUUCAAGGCUUUGCCACAUUUUUCAAUAGUGAAGAAGUCACUAUAAAGGACAUUGGAAACAAAACAGAGAAAGGACCUUUUAAGAGGUUAGUUGAUCGAAGCUCUUACGUGUUCACCAUGGCGCUCCCACUCGACCUGGACUUGCUGGAUGUGGUGGAAUAUACGUUGCCGCUGUCGCAAGAGGACUUGUGUCUGGUGGUGCGCAAGGCGGAGCGCGUGCCCUUCACGUUGGUGCUGGUGCUGCCCUACCAGCUGCACACGUGGGUGUGCGUGGGGCUGACGCUGUUGCUGGCGACGCUUCUGUGGCCUCUG